UGUGCAGAUACUAUGCUAUUAGGCUAUAUGCUGCUUGGGAAUGAUCAACUCGCAUAGCGUUAGUAAAAAGAACAACAAAAAGUUGUCUAGCUACAGGUUUUCAGUCCAGUUAACACAGUAGACAGCAGUUAACUGGAUCUGAACCCUCAAUGACUUGGAAGAUAUCAAGAGGCUAGUGUUCUCACUGCCAGUGGGCAUGGUGGAUGUGCCAACAUCCUGUCAACAUGGAAACACUCUCCAUAUCAGCUGUGCUUUGCAGGAAUUCUAAGAUUGGGAUUGACCAUGUGAAGUUCUACAAGCAUUUAUUUGCUUAAGUGCUACUCCAGAUGUGUUAUCUCUAAUCAGAAAGAGGCUGUUAAAGGCUGUGGCCACGUCAGAUAUAAAUUAAAUGCCUUUUUGAAACGUUUUUGGUAGAUGCUUUGUUUAGCAUUCUUACUGUGUCUGUGGGUUCUAAGUAUGCUUCUAGAUUGGAGCUGAUAUCGGAAUCAAACACACGCUGCCUUUCUUGGUCUGGUCAUUAUUUUACAUCAGUGGUCAUUCUCUUACUCUAAUCUCUGUUCUGUUUUCUAUAUGCACAACAUUUUCACAAAGGGGGGGUGUAUUGCAAUGGCCUGAGGAUUGGAUGGACCUUUGUAGCAUCCCUCAUACCGCCCAUCUGUCCAUUGUAGGCUUGUGGUGCUGCUGUCCUUUGCAAUUUGUUAGAUUUGCGUAGUGGGUUAGGAUUGUUUCUCUGCACAUAAAACCAACAUUUUCUCAUGGAGUAGCUUUUGCCAUUACCUGGUGGUUAUUCCUAUUUGACAUAAGACAUGUUGAUUUAUUGGGGGAAAAGAUGCACGUUAAACACGUUGUUUCCAAUAUGGUCCCCAAUGGAAUAAGCACAAUGCAGACAAAACAAAAAUAGGUUUUGUGGUGAUAAUAUUCUGGGGGAAGAAGUGUCUCUCUUGGCAGGUGCCUCACAUUUCCAUGGCUGGCUCCAAGACAGAACAGGAAAUGCGAAUUGAAUAGACCUUUGUGCUGUCUAGUGAAGUAACCCCACCAUGCGUGAAUACAAGCUUGUGGUGUUAGGCUCCGGCGGUGUCGGCAAAUCUGCACUGACUGUCCAAUUUGUACAAGGUAUUUUUGUGGAAAAAUAUGACCCCACAAUAGAAGACUCCUACAGAAAGCAAGUUGAAGUGGACGGGCAGCAAUGCAUGCUUGAAAUCCUUGACACAGCUGGAACAGAGCAGUUCACAGCAAUGAGGGACCUGUACAUGAAGAACGGUCAAGGCUUCGCUCUUGUAUACUCCAUCACUGCACAGUCCACGUUUAACGACCUACAGGACCUGAGGGAACAGAUCCUGAGAGUAAAGGACACUGAGGAUGUCCCCAUGAUCCUGGUAGGCAACAAGUGUGACCUGGAGGAUGAGCGUGUGGUGGGCAAAGAGCAGGGACAGAACCUGGCCAGACAGUGGAACAACUGUGCCUUUCUAGAGUCCUCCGCUAAAUCAAAGAUCAACGUUAAUGAGAUUUUCUAUGACCUGGUCAGACAGAUCAAUAGGAAAACGCCGAUAGAAAAGAAGAAAGCAAAGAAGAAGUCAAAUUGCACACUGCUCUAAAGUUCUUACUUGCAGCAGCUCUGAGCCAGGAAACUGAAUUACACAACUGUUGCCCAUUUGGAAGGUGCCAGCAUUCCAAGACCUUUCAACAACGUUUGGAGAAGUUUGAUAAAGGCAGACAAGUAAUUAUCUUCCUCACCACUCUAAUAAUGGAGGAUUCUUCUUCUUUGAUACUCUUCUCUGCUUCUUAAUGGUUACAGAUCUUUUUGUCUUUUUAAAAUGUUGUCAAUGGGUCAGCCUUGUGAGGAAGAGUUUUGCCUUUCCCCUGUUUUGGAAAUUAUAAUUUAAAAGAAGAGACCACCAUGCAGAUUUGGGGAAUUAGGUUGUUUUGAUUGCAAAAUAUUGUCAGAUCUUCGGCACAUUUCAAAUGACAAAACGUUUGCAAAAUAAAUCAUGGGAAAUGUUGGCCUUUUUCAUUACCAUACCCUUCUGCACUAAUUGUGUCAACAGUAAUGCAUCAAUGUCCAUAUGUUUUCUUUCUCCUACUACUCUUAAGUACUUUUAUUCAUCAAAUAACAUAUUUCCUAAGUGACUUUGUUUUAAUGGAAGCUGUAAGGCUUUCAUAUUUCCCAUAAUAUAUUCUGAUUACUUUUUUGCAUAAUGCUGUGGAAAAUGUAUAUUUUAUAGAAUGGGGGAAAUGAAGAGACUUGAUUUGUUUGUCUUGAGGCUGAAAAUAUAUUGUACUAAAAACCAACUCUAAUAUUGCUUCUUGUUACCCUGUCACAAAAGAUUUUCCAGCUUUUAUGAAUGAUAAAAUUUUAGUACAUUUUCAUUA
Salvelinus fontinalis (brook trout) is the source of this 2370-nucleotide messenger RNA. RefSeq names its product ras-related protein Rap-1A-like. Gene Ontology annotation, molecular function: GDP binding; GTPase activity; GTP binding. The record is from RefSeq and is a predicted model, not a curated record. Gene Ontology annotation, cellular component: plasma membrane. The transcript is spliced from 8 exons. Lineage: Eukaryota; Metazoa; Chordata; Actinopteri; Salmoniformes; Salmonidae. The coding region runs from base 1038 to 1595 and encodes 185 amino acids. Gene Ontology annotation, biological process: negative regulation of synaptic vesicle exocytosis; Rap protein signal transduction; cellular response to cAMP.